GCUGCAGCCGUCCCUGCUCCUCCCUGCAGACCCACUCCUGGGUGCAGCCGGACACAGCACGGUCCUGUCAUUGCCUGCAGCCGUUCACCACGGCUUUACUGACUUCUGGGCUCUGGAGUCCCACCGCCGGUGGCUCUGGGAGUGAAAAGCAACAAGUGCUCUACAGCAAUUCCUCCUCUGGCCGCUCCCUUGUGCCAGGGCACCACUGUCAACCACCACUGUGAUGUCACCGCUAUGCGGCACAGGCGUCACAGUGACAUGUCAGAAUAUCCCACUGGUACCCACAGUCAGCCGGUGCCAGUUGGCCUUUGCUUGCUGACUGGCAGGACAAGGCCUGGCUGUCCAGAGCAACGGCCAGCGAGGGAAACCUGGGUCCAGCAGAGACAAAAGAAACACAAAGGGAGGUGUUUCCCACAGAAACACCAUCCUGUGCUGCUGGGGACGAGCCGGGGCAGUCGGCAGACACAACUUCUCUUGGCCCUUCAGGGCAGGGGCAAAGAGCCCCCUGUGACACUGCCAGACAAGCACAAAUGGAGGAGUGGGCUGUCCAACCUGGCAGCGAGGGACACGAGACCAGACAAGUCCCUCCUGGUUCCAGCAGGUGCAUGGGUGAAGAGAAAGGAUUCUCAUACCUCUGCUUUCCACAAAAGCUUUGGAAGAUUGUGGAAAGUGACCGCUUUCAGUCCAUCUGGUGGAGUGAGGGUGGGAAAUGCGUGGCCAUCGAUGAAGAACUUUUCAAAGAGGAGGUGCUGGGCAGGGGAGGAGCUCUGCGGAUUUUCACCACGCAGAGCAUGAAGAGCUUCGUUCGGCAGCUGAAUCUAUACGGCUUCACCAAAAUGCAGCAGGAUUUUCAAAGAUCUGCCUCCCUGCCUGAAUUCCUGGCAGAAGAAGCAGCAGCUGCUGCUCACAGCCAGAUACUCCAUUACUAUAAUCCCAGCUUUAACAGAGAGUAUCCUCAGCUGCUGGAGAAGUGCAGGAGGAGAGUUGGCCUCAAACGGCGAGCCCCAGACACACCGGGGAUGGAUGCAAGGCACCCCUCCAGAAGCCCAGAUGGUCAGCCCGCAGGGGACACACAGGCAUCCCUGCCUGGCAUGAACACACCCACCAAGCAAUGGGCUGAAGCACCUCCCGGCCUUGGCAGCGCCCACCCAUCUCCACUGGCAGCUGCUCCCACACUUCCAGAGCCUGCCGGAGCAGCAGGCAGCGACCGCUUCACCCCUCUGGCUGCCUUCUUCCUGCCACCACCCAGCAGCCAAACCCUGGGUGACCUCCAGCAUCCUGCUUAUGCUCCUCCAGGGUUUGCAAUGCCCAUGCUGGCAGCAGCCUCCACUCUGCUGGGGCCAAGGCCACCCCAUGGCCUGAGCCUGACAGUCCCCCACUGCCCCACCUGCACCUGCUGCCCCAGCCCUGCAGAUGGACCCCAGCACGGCACAGCCUAG
This is a messenger RNA of Grus americana (Whooping crane), 1439 nucleotides long. Its product is annotated as heat shock transcription factor, Y-linked-like. The transcript is spliced from 2 exons. The coding region runs from base 531 to 1439 and encodes 302 amino acids. Lineage: Eukaryota; Metazoa; Chordata; Aves; Gruiformes; Gruidae. Gene Ontology annotation, biological process: regulation of DNA-templated transcription. Gene Ontology annotation, molecular function: sequence-specific DNA binding; DNA-binding transcription factor activity. The record is from RefSeq and is a predicted model, not a curated record.